Messenger RNA from Eimeria tenella, 187 nucleotides. RefSeq lists its product as uncharacterized. The transcript is spliced from 3 exons. NCBI's taxonomy places the organism in Eukaryota, Apicomplexa, Conoidasida, Eucoccidiorida, Eimeriidae. The record is from RefSeq and is a predicted model, not a curated record. The annotation marks the transcript as partial.
AUGCCGGGCUCACGGCGUGGCUGGGGGGAGGAUGACCAGGAAAAAUGCUACUGGAACCUGGCGGAGAAGCAGAGCCGCGGCAAGACUGGGCUCGGCUUCAGCAGCAGCAGCAGCAGCAGCAGCAGCAGCAGCAAGGACUCUUUAUCUAGCAUGUUCGUAAAGAGUGUCCAGAAAGUCUUUGUAUCUG